AUGGACGCAUUCAGCGAAAAGAGACAAAAAAUCAGCUUGAGUGCUAAACCGACUGGAUUCGACACAUUGCGCUCACGGUGGGAGUUGUCUUCAAAAACUGGCACGCCUCUACACCCUGACGCUACAGAGGAUGAGCUGCUGGAAGUGGCUAAACAAAUCUCGAACACAAAAGUCUCGGAAAGAAGAAGCAUUGUGAGCAAGUUUACGUCUAUGCCACAUAUUGCAAUGGACACAUCUUCCUACAAGAAUUAUGCCUCGAUCUACAAGCCCAAUAACGAAAGGUCAUACUCGGCAUAUUACCAUUCAAGGUCCUACUAUGGCUAUAGUUAUGAAGAAGCUCUUGAAAAUGAAAAUGGCUAUGGAGAUGUGUUUGAAGAAGAACAGUUUACUCCCGAAUCUCCGCAGACAACUUCAGAUUCUAUUCAUUCAAACAUCGAGACGUUAUCAAUUUCAGAAAAUGACCCUGCAUUGGCUCAUUCACUAUCGUUUUAUCGAAAACAACGUCAGGGAAAGGAAAAGAAGAAGGCUGAAGUCAUUGUUAUAAAAUCACCGCCCACACCGCCAAAAAAAAUUGAACCAGAACCGGAAGUUGUUGAAUUGCAAGUAGAACGGAACAAACAAAUGGAAAGAGUCAUGGCUCAACUUCGGCAAGCGAUAGCAGUUGAAGAUCAGCAUAUUCAUCAAGCUUCUCGAGCUUUGGUGUAUUGUCGGCAGUCUGGACAGUUCUGUGGAAGCCGUCAGGAAGUCGAAGGUCAACGUGCCCUUCUUGUUGCAACAGAAACCCGGAACGUGUUGACUCUUUCUCUCAAAGAACUUUUGAAGGGAUAUGUGAAUCAUUAUGAUGACUUAAACAUCACUUACUACUUUAUAAUCCUGCUCAAAUGUGGCUCAACUUUACUUCAUACAGCUCUGCUCUCUACUGAAGAUGGAAUUCAAGCGGAUGGCGCUAUUGAAUACAAUCAAUACUUAAAGAUUGAGAACAUUUGUUCGGAUUUUGAUUGUCUUUUAGAAGUUUAUGCUUUGCGCUCGAGCAAACGUUAUGAACAGAAACGAAAAAAAGAGCGGAUCCAUGAAAAGCCUCAACGCGGCUUUUUCAUUUUCUACAAAAUCGCCGAAGACUCCCAAAAAGACACCAUCUGGCAAUCGCAUCCUGGAUUCGAAAUUUCAUUUGGUUGGGAAUCUCUACCUGAACAUGGAAAAUGUGGA
This is a messenger RNA of Mesorhabditis belari, 1206 nucleotides long. NCBI's taxonomy places the organism in Eukaryota, Metazoa, Nematoda, Chromadorea, Rhabditida, Rhabditidae. The record is from the annotation of a GenBank genome assembly.